CUCAUUAAUCUGACGACCGCCCGGAGGUUGAGACCAUAAGAUGCUGUCGCUCCGUCCCAGUUUUGUGACCCUGCUCAUGGGCUUCCUGUGUAUCGUUCAGGGGGCUAGAAUUGUCCGGGACACAGCCGAUAUACCCACAGAACUGUUUAAGCCAGUGGGUAAAAAAGCAGGCAAUGAGCGGACGAGAUCUAAUCGAGGAAAUUCAACUGGCGAACUAUACCCUGGAUCAGAAGAAUCAGAUGUUCGAUUUCAAGAGCGUUUCGAAGGCGGAGUCGAAGUUGUGACCGAAGAAAAUGACCUAGAAGAGGAAAAUGAUUAUGACACUCAACCAUUGUACCGCCAAGGGCCUCGGAGAACAUCGGGAUUUCCUUCACCCAAUUAUGAGAACAGCUUCCCACAGGGAGUGCCCAGAUUUGGUCGACCUGAAAUUAGCAGACCACCUUUUCCUAGUUCAUCAAGUUUCAGGAACAGCAACAUAAUACCUUUAAUCUUUAAUCCCAAUGAGAGCAAUCAAAACACAUCCUCAUGGGUAUCUAGGCCGAUGCAAGUUCCGCUAUCGGCCAACAACUUUGGAAGGCCUCUGUCUAGCGGUCGCAGCGGUCCCUUUGGCUCAUCCAAUAACUUUCACCGUUCCGAGUCUUACAGCUACUCAUCCGAUGGCAGGGGACCCCCGCAGAUCGAGCAUAACGUCUAUGAUUCUCGAGAUCCAUAUAGACAAGUUUCGUUGAGAAACUUUUAACUAGAGCACAAAUUGAUUUUAGAAACAGUCAGCAGAUUCUAAAGCAAUAGAAAACAUUCGUGUCGAAACAAAUAAAGUAAUGCAAGUGCAUCUCAGUUCAUCAGA
Drosophila serrata is the source of this 844-nucleotide messenger RNA. RefSeq lists its product as uncharacterized. The record is from RefSeq and is a predicted model, not a curated record. Lineage: Eukaryota; Metazoa; Arthropoda; Insecta; Diptera; Drosophilidae.